ACAAAAUAAUACACUUUUGUCUUCUUGUUUUAGAAGAACAUCCAAUUGUGCAUUGUUGUGACUUUGUGUUGAAAGUAGUUGAGAAGAUAAGAGUGUAAAGGGUCGAGAUUAUGGAUACGAACAAGCCCCAGAUUAUCUGUCACGUGGAAAAGUCUCUCAACUACACCCUCUUUGACUGCAAGUGGAUCCCAAGUACGGCCAAGUUUGUUGUUGUCGGCAGUCUUGCCAGAGGCACCGGGGUCAUCGAAGUUUUUGAAAUCGCUUCCACGGAUAUCAAAUCUGUAGACAGGAUCGACACUGGAGUUUCGUUAAAAUGUGCAAGUUUUGGAAUCUCACCCACCGGAAGAAAAUUACUAGCUUGUGGCGAUUUCAACGGGAAUCUGGAAAUCUGGGACUUGGACACAAAGGAGAAAACGUAUGAAGUAAAGGGUCACAAAGAAAUAAUUAACUCACUAGAUGCUAUUGGAGGAAAUCUUGCGAAUGGACCCCCAGAGGUGGUAACUGGCAGUAGAGAUGGGACGGUUAAAAUCUGGGAUGUUCGACAAAAGGACAAGCCUGUGGUUGUGAUCGAGCCUGAAGAAGGAGACCAGAAAAGAGAUUGUUGGACAGUAUCAUUUGGGAAUUCCUUCAAUAACAUUGAAAGAGUUGUCUGCAGUGGUUACGACAAUGGGGACAUUCGACUGUUUGAUCUACAUCAAAGUAAAGUCAUUUGGGAAAAGAACUUGAAGAAUGGCAUCUGUUGUGUUGACUUUGACCGGAAGGACAUUGCAAUGAAUAAACUAUUGGUGACAACAUUGGAAUCAAAGUUUCACGUUUUUGACUGCCGCACCCUACACCCAAAGAAAGGACUAACUGGUGUGUCGGAGAAAGCGCAUAAAGCGACCACUGUCUGGGCUGGUAAACACCUGCCUCAAAAUAGAGACAUUUUCAUGACCAUCGGGGGGAAUGGUGGCAUGUGCCUUUGGAAAUACAAUUAUCCUUCUUGUCGGGUGAAAAAGGACACUGAUUCUGGCCUAGAUAUGGGAGUUGCAGGGUCCGUAGAGUUGUUGCAAAAUAUGACGAUUGCUACUCAACCAUUGUCGUCUUUUGACUGGUGUCCUGAUAAAAUGGGUCUCGCAAUUUGCACAGGAUUUGACCAAACGCUUAGAAUGAUCAUCGUUACAAAAUUAAAUCAGUUUUGAAAAACCCCAGUGAAUAAUGCUCCUUUGUUAUAUUAUUCUAGUCAGCUUGGUACUAAUUAUUUUUAUUUGUCGCCUCAAUUAAUUACGAUAAUAUGGAGUGCCUUUUAAACGUAUUAUUUAUGUUGAAUAUUUUUGCUACUCACCAAAUGUAUAAAGACUCAUCACAAAUAAAAUCCGCAUCAUGCACUUUUUAUCGUA
Molecule: messenger RNA, 1379 nt
Organism: Folsomia candida
Lineage: Eukaryota; Metazoa; Arthropoda; Collembola; Entomobryomorpha; Isotomidae
Gene: Wdr92
Product: WD repeat-containing protein 92
Exons: 6
Coding region: 111-1181 (356 amino acids)
Molecular function (GO): ubiquitin binding
Source: RefSeq, a predicted model, not a curated record